AUGACGACGUUUCAAGACACCACAUCCAGAGGCAUGAUUAAGUUACCUGCAAAUUCUCAGUUCAAUCAACAAACACCUGGAAAACACCAUGCCAAUGUGCAAAAACGUCAGCAGCCAAGAGUAAAGGAGAACUGGAAGGAUACCAACCGUGGCCAAGUGACAGAAAUGGUUCCAACGAGUGUCACAACUUUCAUGGAUCAAGCUUAUCAAAUUGAAAAGCAACUAAGCAAGCUAUUACCAAGGCGACAGACCAAUAACAGCUUCCAAUCUAUAUUCCGUUAUAGUGAGAAUUUACGAAAAUGCUAUAUGGAAGCAAUUUUAAGCGAUAUCCAGCUCGCUGAAUCGCGAAAUGUUGAAUCUGCAUUGUGGAAGCAUGCAUUUUAUCAAGUUAUCGAAAGAUUCCGAAAAGAUGAGCGGCCAAAAUUUUCAGACGAUGAGCUCAUCAAUCAAGAAAAUCCUACAGACACCCGUAAAACGGCUCUUCAACGUAUUAUUGAUGAUGCGGUAUCCUUCUACUUAUCGUUAAUCAAACAAAUUCAGGAAAAAUAUGGUAUUGAUAUUGAAGACUUUUUAAAAAAUUCCAACAGGAUUGCCUAUAUCAAGCGAAAGAAACAAAAAUUAGCUCUGGUCAGUUGUCAUCGAUGUUAUAUCGCACUUGGUGACCUGGCUAGGUACCAAGAACAAAUUCAAGAUUCAUGUAAUUACGGUGUUGCCAGAAGGUACUAUUUGAAAGCUCAAGUUUUACUACCAAAAAAUGGAAAAGUUUAUAAUCAAUUAGCAGUUAUCGCUAUUUACGCCAAACGCCAGCUUGAUAGUGUAUAUUACUAUAUGCGAAGCCUGCUAGCAAGUAAUCCAAUUCUUACUGCUAGAGAAAGUUUACCUUCCUUAUUCGAGCAAGCAAGAAAAAAGGCGGAAUAUUACAGAAAUAAGCUAUCAAAUGGAAAAAAGCAUCAAAAGAAAGGCAAUAAAAGGGAACAUCAAUCUAUAGGAAAAUAUCAUCGUUACAAUGACGACUCUAGACAAGAAGCUACCGCUAAUUAUAAUAAUAAGCAGUUUACCAAAACUAGACAGGAAACUUGGUACAGUUCAUAUGAAGCAGCCGAACAAUCCAAAAAAUUGGAUACAACAGACAAUAAAGAAAUUAUACUUGGCUCUCCGCAGCAGUUGUAUAAGUUAUUUAUAGCUGAUUUUAUUCAUAUUCAUGGAAAACUCUUCACAAAAAUCAACAUGGAAUCUUUUCAUGAACUAUCAAAAGAAAUUGUGAAAGAACUGCAACAGCUAUUAAGAAGUUCCUCCAAGGAAUCUUUAGUUCUAGAUGAUGCAAUGGUUAUUUUACAAGUUACUCUCAUAAAUAUAUUCUCGAUUGAAAAUUGCAGAGAUACGAUUUUAGCAAGCGACGCAUUUAGCUUUGGUAAUGAAAUUUUUAAUCAACUCACUGCUUGGUUAAGCGAGACCAUUCGGAGCCAGAAUGAUAAUUGGCAGUCUCGCAUAACUACUGUGCUGCCUGCUAUUAAAGUUUGGUGUUUAUGGCUAUGGUGUGAAAUAGACGAAUGGACUCCCAAGUUAAGCAUGACAACAUGGAAGAACAUUACUGAUUUGUUAAAUAUACUCAAUUCACUUCCAUUAGUAAAACCAGUGGAGUGUGAUGACGGUAAAGAAGCUCUUUUGCUUUGGGAAGAUCAACACAUUCAAGGAUUUGGUCCUUUUCAUAAUCGAGAGAAUUUUAGCUUGUUAUUUGCAAUACCUCAGCCUAGUGACGAAGAAUCGGACGAUAUCAUUGUGGAAGGCGUAUGCAGUGAAGAUAGCGAAAAUGAAGCGGAUCACUUUAAUAUUCUCCAAGAUCUUGCAAUUACCGAUGUGCAGGAUGAAAAUUUUGAACUACUGAAGGCUCGAAAAGACGAGCUCUCUAAUAAAAUGGCGAAACAACAAGAAAUGCAAGAAACUGUCAAAGCCGUAGUGGAUCGCCAGCUAAACCUAGAAGAUAUCGAAUUGGAAGUUAUCCCUAAAUAUUUAGUAAUUGAUACCAAUACCUUAAUUGAUCGAGUUGACUUGAUUGGUAAUUAUAUCACCCAGAAGAAAUUUCAUAUCGUUGUUCCUCUAGUAGUAAUUAACGAACUAAGCGGGCUAUUAAAAGGUGAAGAUAGUUCUUCAGAUACAAGCCAUUCGAGUAAAGCCAGUGAAAUGGCUAAGAAUGCAAUGAUAUUUAUAGAAGAACAUUUUAGUAUUUGUAAAAGUCACUUGACGGUGUUAACAACCAAAGGCAAUGCACUACGCUCGUUAAAUUUUCGAAGUGAAGAUACAUCAUCUAACACCGUACAUAAUAAUGACGACUUGAUACUGCAAUGUUGCUUUCGCUAUUGCAAUGAUCGUGAAGAUCUAAUCGUAAGAGGUUAG
Molecule: messenger RNA, 2394 nt
Organism: Trichoplax adhaerens
Lineage: Eukaryota; Metazoa; Placozoa; Uniplacotomia; Trichoplacea; Trichoplacidae
Exons: 19
Coding region: 1-2394 (797 amino acids)
Biological process (GO): nuclear-transcribed mRNA catabolic process, nonsense-mediated decay
Cellular component (GO): telomerase holoenzyme complex
Molecular function (GO): telomeric repeat DNA binding; telomerase RNA binding; protein binding
Source: RefSeq, a predicted model, not a curated record